GCCACAGGCCAACAUGGCAAGGUGUUUGCAUCUCGGCUCCUUCCUUUUCACUAAGAUGGUCAAUACACCCCGUAUCUCAAUGGGAGUCAAAACUUGCCUCAUUAAAAUCUGGACCCCACACAGCCAAGGCAAAGCCAUCAGCAUCCACUCGGCCAUACACUCCGACUCUGAAAAUAACAGCUUGUCGGAGGAAAAAGUCAUUAUACACUUUAUUAACCAAGAUGGCAUCAAGACCACCACUGCUGUUACUGAAGGACAGACCCUGUUGGAUGUUGUCGUAAACAAAAACUUGGACAUAAGUGGUUUUGGUGCAUGUGAGGGGACAUUAGCAUGCUCCACCUGUCAUCUCAUUUUUGACAAGACAUUUUAUGAGAAGAUGGAACCAACGGUGGAUGAGGAGAUGGAUAUGCUAGAUCUAGCUUACGGGCUUACCAAGACGUCCCGUCUUGGUUGCCAGGUGACAGUGCAGAAGUGGAUGGAUGGUAUGACUGUCCAAGUGCCCCAAGAGGUGAGGGAUGCUGUGGGAUCUAAAGGCAGCCAGUGAUCCUUCAUGCAACCUGCUACACCUCUCACCUACUGUACCAAGUCUAAUCAUCAUCAUAAUCAAACAUCUCCAGAAACAUAUCACUCAGGACCACUCUGACAUGUAUUACCCUUUUGCUCUACCAAUCAACUAGCUUCUGUUGGAGAAUCGGUUGUAACAAUUACAUAUUACCUGUACAUUGCAUACAAAAUGGCCUUAAGAAGACAUUCCUGUAAUUAUAAAUAGUAAGUUAUUAAAUGUUACAAACAUUGCCUGUAGUUCAAUGACAUGUCACCUAGCAUGCUGGCUUUAUAAAAGGAAACCAUUGGAAAUAUGGAAGCACAUUAAAGUGGACUAUCUUUAUUCAGCAGUUCUCUGCAAAGUGCCUUCAGAAAGUAUUCACACUCCUUGACUUUUUCCUAAAUGUGUUGUG
This is a messenger RNA of Salvelinus sp. IW2-2015, 956 nucleotides long. RefSeq names its product ferredoxin 1b (gene fdx1b). Gene Ontology annotation, molecular function: 2 iron, 2 sulfur cluster binding. NCBI's taxonomy places the organism in Eukaryota, Metazoa, Chordata, Actinopteri, Salmoniformes, Salmonidae. Gene Ontology annotation, biological process: P450-containing electron transport chain. The record is from RefSeq and is a predicted model, not a curated record.